GUUUAGAGAUGGAAUUUAAAAAUAUGCCAAAAUACUUAAGACAAACAAGAUAGUUUUAAAUAGUUGGCUAGCUUUUUGUUAUGUCGUCAUCUUUUUGCGACCACUCUUUCAGUUCUUCAGGAAGUGAAAUUAACGGGGCAUCUUGUGCUUUGCAUAGAAGAUAGCUAUACGAUGUCGGGAAGCUUUUACUUCGUUAUGGUUGGCCAUCAUGACAAUCCCGUGUUUGAGAUGGAGUUUCUACCCGCUGGGAAGUCUGAAUCAAAGGACGACCACCGUCACCUCAACCAGUUCAUUGCACAUGCUGCCCUAGAUUUGGUGGACGAGAACAUGUGGCUGUCCAACAGCAUGUACCUGAAAACAGUGGACAAGUUCAACGAGUGGUUUGUCUCAGCCUUCGUCACAGCAGGACAAACACGAUUCAUCAUGCUGCACGAUGUUCGACAAGAAGAUGGAAUCAAAAACUUUUUUAACGAUGUGUACGAUUUAUACAUUAAGUUUGCAAUGAAUCCUUUCUAUGAAAUCAACGCACCGAUCCGCUCGACGGCAUUUGAGCGGAAAGUCCAGUUUCUUGGAAAGAAACAUCUCCUAAGCUAAUCGCGCCACAAAUGUACUCUUUUCCUUGUAUAUAUAUCAAAAAAUGGGUGUCUGCUCUUUCUUUUCCUGGUGCAUAUAGUGAUAUUUAUGUCCUUAAAUAAAUUUGUAUGAAAGUGA
Molecule: messenger RNA, 711 nt
Organism: Girardinichthys multiradiatus
Lineage: Eukaryota; Metazoa; Chordata; Actinopteri; Cyprinodontiformes; Goodeidae
Gene: trappc2
Product: trafficking protein particle complex subunit 2
Exons: 5
Coding region: 172-594 (140 amino acids)
Biological process (GO): endoplasmic reticulum to Golgi vesicle-mediated transport
Cellular component (GO): nucleus; cytoplasm; TRAPP complex
Source: RefSeq, a predicted model, not a curated record